UUUUAAAAUAAACAAAACAUCGUUCUUAUACUUUUUUAAAAUCUCUAAAAUAUUAAUUUUAAAUAUAUUUUUGUAAUUAAUUUAAAUUUAUUAAUUAAAUUUAAUGGCGGAAAUUAUCAAAAAGCGAAGAAAAAAUGUCCGACAAAGACAAGAUGAUGACGAAGAUGAUGAAGAUCAGAUUGAAAUAAUUUCAGCCAUCCUAGAAGAGACCAAGGAACUACAAAAAUUACGAAAAAAGCCAAAUGGUGUGAGUAUCGAAGACUUGGCCACCAUCAAAACUGAGACCAAAGAGAGAAAGAAUAUGGACCAUUUGAAGUUAAAAACAGGUGGCUUUGUUGACAUUAAGAAAUUGAAGAAAGAAUUAUCAAAAGUCGAAGACAUUGAUCAGAUAGGGACGAAUUUCGCCAUGGAAACCAAUCAGAGGGAUGAAGACGCCAUGAUGUUAAAUUACGUGGAGGAACAGAUGGCAAAGUAUAAUGGAGCUAAGGAGGAAGAAGAUGAAAAAAAAGAAGAGAGCCACAACCAGAGCCUAUCAGAAGACAUCUUAUUUCAGCUACCGGAAAGCAUCAAAUUCCAUCCAUCAUCUAAAAAGAAGACAGAAGAGUCCAUAUCCAAUCAGAUGCUCUCUGGCAUACCUGAGGUCGACCUGGGCAUUGGGGUGAAAAUAAAGAACAUAGAAGAAACAGAGGCGGCCAAACAAAGAUUAAUGAAAGAACGACUGAUGCAGCGAGACAAAGGAAUCUCCCACUUCGUACCAACUAAUGUUGCAGUCAACUUCGCCCAACACAACAGAUACAACUUGGAAGAUAGUUCUCAGCCAAACAGGCGAAUGUUGUCAUCACUUGCAACCGCCACGCCAAAACCAACGCCGCAGUUUCGAGUCGGAGAUGCGGAAAAACCGGAUACUUGUUAUAGUUCAACAUCGCGACCGACGUCGCUGGUGGCAACGAACGCGACGACCUCAGGAGCUGCCAAUGAGAAGGCCACAGACGACUUCCACUACGAAAAAUUCAAGAGGCAUUUAAAAAGAUUUUGAUAGAAAACUAUCGACAAAGAUGACAGUACUACAGCUAUUAUUACUCACAUUUCAACUACCGCUACUACUACUACAACCUCUAUUACUACUACUACUACUACUACUACUACUACUACUACUUCUAGUGAUAGAAACCAUAAAAUAUGAUUAAUAUUUAGAAAAUCUUAGAAAGCAAACACAUUGAUUCGGUCUAAUUCCUUUCAAUUUUAAAAUUUUAAUGAAUUCAAUUUAAUUAAUUAAAUAAUUAAUUAAUUCAUUAAUUUGAAAUGAUUAAAAAAUGAAUUUAAAAAAAUGGCGAAUUCUCGAAUUCUAUAACUGAAAGUUAAUUAAAAAAACAAAAACGAACUGCAAAGUAUACAUACAUAUAUAUAUAUGUAUACAUACAUAUAUAUAUAUAUAUAUAUAUACGAUUGAUAGAAUGUUCAUGUUAUCAACUUCUACAUUUAAAUGAAUUAAUAAAUAAUAAUAAUAAAUUUAUUAAUUAUAAAUUAAUUUUUAUUUAUAAGAUUAAUAUUCUUAGACUUCUUUUUUUUAUGUUAUAUAUAUAUAUAUAUAUAUAUAUAUAACAAAAAUUGUAAUAAUACUUAGUUUGAUCAUUCUUACGAUAUAUAUAUAUAUAUAUAUAUAUAUAUAUAUAUAUAUAUAUAUAAUAACCAAUAGCAGACAUAAUAAUAAGCAGCAAUAAAAAUAUUGAUAACUUAGUAA
Messenger RNA from Helobdella robusta, 1741 nucleotides. RefSeq lists its product as hypothetical. The coding region runs from base 104 to 1036 and encodes 310 amino acids. The transcript is spliced from 10 exons. The record is from RefSeq and is a predicted model, not a curated record. Lineage: Eukaryota; Metazoa; Annelida; Clitellata; Rhynchobdellida; Glossiphoniidae. Gene Ontology annotation, biological process: mRNA splicing, via spliceosome. Gene Ontology annotation, cellular component: spliceosomal complex.